UUCCUUCACAUUAUGUUCCGAUCAGCAUUCUCCACUGCUACCGUGGGCAUCAAUGCCUCGGUGCGCUCAUUUGCUACCCAGGCAAACCAGGCCAAGUCUUCCAUUCAUUUGGCCAGUUUGGCUGACAAUGCCGGUGCUGUAUCUCAGCGUAUUCGCCUUGGUCGUGGUCCUGGUUCUGGCAAGGGAAAGACUGCCGGUAGAGGUCACAAGGGUCAAAAGGCUCGUUCUGGUAACGGUCAGCCUGUACCUUGGUUCGAGGGUGGUCAAACUCCUCUUGUCAAGCGUCUUCCCAAGCGCGGUUUCUUCAACCAGCACGGUAAAGAAUACCAGGAAGUUAAUCUCGAUCGUUUACAGCACUGGAUCGUUAGUGGAAGAAUCGACGCAUCUAAGCCUAUUACAAUGAAGGAUCUUUUGGACAGCCGCUGUAUCCACAAGAUUGAGGAUGGUGUAAAGAUUCUCAGUGUGGGUGCUGAACAAUUCAACAUUCCUAUUACUAUUGAGGUAUCUAGAGCUUCCCAGAAGGCCAUUGAGGCUAUUGAGAAGGCUGGUGGAACCGUCUCUCUCCGUUACUUCAAUGCUAUCGGUCUCAGAGCACUUAUCCACCCCGAGAAGUUCACAAAGACCCCCAAAGCAGCAGCACCAAUUCGCAAAGAGGAUAUCAAGUAUUAUUCUCAGGAAAGAGCCCAGGUUACUGUUUAGAUUUAAUAAACCAUGUCUCUCGUACACACCUACAACCU
Messenger RNA from Phycomyces blakesleeanus NRRL 1555(-), 737 nucleotides. RefSeq lists its product as hypothetical. The transcript has 5 exons. Bases 13 to 699 code for a protein of 228 amino acids. Gene Ontology annotation, biological process: translation. NCBI's taxonomy places the organism in Eukaryota, Fungi, Mucoromycota, Mucoromycetes, Mucorales, Phycomycetaceae. Gene Ontology annotation, cellular component: mitochondrial large ribosomal subunit. Gene Ontology annotation, molecular function: structural constituent of ribosome. The record is from RefSeq and is a predicted model, not a curated record.